GCGGUGGUGGUGGAUGAGGAGGGGGAUCUGAUCUUAUGUGCAAGGGAGGAUGGGCGAGUGGAGGUGUGGCACGGCAGCAGCAGCCUCAUGCUCCUCACUCCGGACCAUGCCACGCCCGUACCAGCAACAGCAGGCAACACCAGCAGCACAGCUGCUACCACCAACACCACCACCACCGCUAGCAGCAGCACUCCCAGUGCUGUUGCGACUGCUGAUCCUUGCUCCUCGCUGCCAGCGCUGCUGGCUCUGGCAGUUUGCCGCCCGCUGCUGGCUGCAGGCGCUGCUGACGGCUCCAUUCUGCUAUGGCACUUGCAUGGGCAUGGCGCUGAUGUCAGCAUCACCCCAUGGAGGCGACUCAUGCAUGCACAUGCACAGUCCCACAUUCAGGGGCCAUGCACUGCCCUCGCCUUUGCUGCUGCUGCUGUUGCUGCUGCUGUGGGUUGUGAUACUGGCAGCGCCACCGACCAUGGCAGCAGUGGGUGGGGUGAUCAAAUUGCUGGACUGCUGCUGCUAUCAGGAGGGUUUGAUGGCCGACUUUCUGUUUGGGAGGGGAAGAUUUAGAGGGGAAGGUUGAUGGCCGUGUCUCGAGCAGUCUGCUGAAGAAGAAGAGGGUUUGAGGGGGCUUGGCUGGAUGGAAGAGGAAUUGGCAGUGUGCAUUGCUGUGAAGUACAGGCGACACAGCAAUGUGAAUUGCCUGCACAGCAAUGUGAAUUCCCUGCACAGUAAUGUGAAAUGCUUACACAGCAAUGCACUUCGUACAGGCAGCACUGUCACACACUGCAUGGAUUGCCUAGUAGCACAAGCCAAGCCUCAGUGCUGCACUUUGUAUAGUACAUCUUCUUCCUUAGCAUUGAAUUGCACUGUGUUGCAUGCCUCCCCUGUUGCUCCCCAUCCGUCCACUGGUCUCUAGCUCUGGCUACAUCACAGGGUCUCUGUUCUCUUCGUUGUGUGUCUCGUGACUUGGAAAACUCGCCGGAAGACAGCUGUUACAGUAG
Molecule: messenger RNA, 995 nt
Organism: Closterium sp. NIES-67
Lineage: Eukaryota; Viridiplantae; Streptophyta; Zygnematophyceae; Desmidiales; Closteriaceae
Source: the annotation of a GenBank genome assembly